Amphibalanus amphitrite is the source of this 1808-nucleotide messenger RNA. Its product is annotated as spore coat protein SP87-like. Bases 4 to 1485 code for a protein of 493 amino acids. Lineage: Eukaryota; Metazoa; Arthropoda; Thecostraca; Balanomorpha; Balanidae. The record is from RefSeq and is a predicted model, not a curated record. The transcript has 13 exons.
AACAUGACAUUUGUUCAGAACUGGCUGUGUGCCUGCAGCUCGCCCUCGACCAUGAGGGCUCUUCCGUUUUUGGUGCUGCUGUGCGCAGCAGUCGUCGGCGCGCAAGAAAAUCAUAAGGAAUGCCGAGAAUUCGGCGAUAUUUGCGGAAAGUACAAGAACUGCGUCCCAGACCACAGGGGCUAUCUGCAGUGUCGUGACCGCCAUCAGCUCGACGGCGCAGCCCAUUUGUGCCGCUUUGGUGGUGACUGGUGUCCCGAUGGAAAACUCUGCAAGAAAACAUCACACGGUCGACGCUGCGUCUGGGAUCACAAAAACGAACAUGAAAUAAAGAAAUGUUCCAAAAGCCGGGUCACCAAGCACUGCGCCCACGGCCGUAAAUGUAUGCACUGCUACCUGCGUAAAGGGCUCUGUUGUCGACGUGCGGCCAUCAUAGACCACAAGAACUACUGCGGCAUUAAAUACAAGAGCCACGACCAUACGACAUGCGGACAUCAUCAUGAUAGAAAAUCCUCUUGUUACCUUGUCGGGAAGUUCUGCCCCGAUGGCAAACACUGCAAGAAAAUCGGCCAUGGCAAAUAUACCUGCGAGUCCAAAAAGAAACUUCCCAAGUGUCACGAGUUUGGUCAGCUCUGCGGUAAAUAUCACAAGCGCAACUGUGUGCCGUGCUUCAGCAGAAAAGGCCUCUGCUGUCGACGACGAUCGAAACUGGGUCCAGCAGCCAAACAUUGCCGUUAUGGCGGCAAAUGGUGUCCAAAGAACAAAACGUGCAAACAAAAAUCCAGGAACGGAAUCGUCCUUCGCCGCUGUAUUUACAUCCCCAGGUGUAAGCAUUACGGCGAUACAUGCGGUUAUAAGAAGAACAAGGUCUGCCUGAGGUGUGGCCACAAGCUCUGCUGUAAGAAAGGAGUCACCAAGGACAAAUGUAAGAAACAUUGCAAUGUAUUCUGGAAAAAGUGUACAUUGAAUAAGUGCGGCCACAACUCCAAGGGAUGGUGCUGCAAGCCAUGGAAAAUCACAAGAGACGAAUGUGACCGACACUGCAUCGGACGCUGGAAGUACUGCACCGAUAAGGGCUGCAGCAAAGACUACAUUGGCUACUGCUGCAAGUCCCAGCCAUACAUCACAAAAAAGCUAUGCCAGCAGAUAUGCUACGGCCCUGACAAGUACUGCACUAAUAAAUUCUGUCCCCGGGACAUCCGAGGCCACUGCUGCAAGACCCGACGGCCGAGGCCGAGACCUCAGAGGCCAACAGCUCCGCACGUUCAGUACUGCAAGCACGCGGGUGAUUCGUGUGGGUACAAGGGAGGCAAAGUCUGCCAGCGGUGUUCCAAGGCGAAACUGUGCUGCCGACCUGGCGUGACAAUGGAAAAAUGCAAGAGGACUUGCACCGGCAAAGGGCAAUAUUGCUCUUUCACUGAAUGCCCCAAGGCUUUCAAAGGAUGGUGCUGUACUUAUUGUAAAAGGAUCAACUGUAAAUUGUUGUAACUCUUUGUCCUUUCAUGAGUUAAAGAAACAACGAUAAAAAACAGCUAUACAUCUGACGAUUUUUGAUGAUAUGGCAAGCUUAACCAGGCGAUUUUUUUCUGGACUUCUAGCAUCUAGGACCACGAAAUUAAACUAACUAACAAACCGAAGUAAGCUUAUUCUUCUACGCUUACUUGUAAAUUCUACAUUCAUUUUCGUGCCUGUUCUAUAUUCUAAUAUCUACAUCCAUAGCGUUAUAUGACUAUCAACACGCACAUUUUGCGCUAUUUUGCUUUAUGUUAGAAUGAUGCCAUAUACAGACGGAAAUAAAUAACGGUGUAUUA